This is a messenger RNA of Trypanosoma rangeli, 1134 nucleotides long. RefSeq lists its product as uncharacterized. The transcript has a single exon. Lineage: Eukaryota; Euglenozoa; Kinetoplastea; Trypanosomatida; Trypanosomatidae. The record is from RefSeq and is a predicted model, not a curated record. The coding region runs from base 1 to 1134 and encodes 377 amino acids.
AUGAAGAAUACAGAACACAUCAAGUCUCUCAUAGGAGAAUUGGAGGUGUAUGAGCAGGAGCUGAAGGAGAAGGUGCAGCAGAAAGAGACAGAGCUGAAGCAGCUUCUCCAGCGAUUUGAGCCCGUCACUACCACUGCCUGUUUCUCCUCUUCGUCCUUUUCGUCGUCGGCUCCGUGGCGGCUUCGCAUAGCAGGCCCAGAAACUGGUGAGAAGGCGGGCAAUGAGGCGGACGCGACUUUGUCAUCUUCAUACAUUACUGAUGAGAGACGGCGCAUUCCUCCACUAUCUCACUACAGCACAGGACCUCUUGGUAACACCCACAAUGAGAAGAGUGAUAGACCCCAAAAGAAGGAUACAUCUGCCUCCAUCGAUGUUGACGCGGUUUCUUCCAUAUCACACGCCAGUACAUCCUCUGUGGACUCCGCUGAUGCACUCACAAAGGCGCAACAGCUUUUGGCUGCGAUUGACACGGCAAUGGGUGGUAAACCGGCGCGUCGGGUGCGUUUUGCGAGUCGAAGUCCCCAAGUUGUGUCGAGCGUCCUACAGUGUGUGGCCUCUGUAAAUCCAGCGAAGGAGACAGAGAAGGGAAAGCCGCGUGGAACCCCGUUGCCGCAGUCCCAGGCCUCCCAGGUUCUUCGAGAAAAGGGUGGUACACGCGUCAACACAGUUGCUGUCCCAAUGCGCGGCAACACCAUUUCACCUGUGUCUCAAGUUGCCUUGGAAUCCAGGGACCACGCGGAUUCGCCGAACCGUGCCCUUGCCGAUGAUGACGACAAGCCAUGUUAUGUACGACGACGACGACGACAAGAAGAACAGAGAAAGAGGGUACAGAGAUGUCAAAGCCAGGCAUCGAGUAGUGAUGAACUCUAUGUUGGAGGAAAUAUUUCGGCGGCGGUAGAGUUGACGAGGGUUACUUCGACAUCAGACUCUGACAUGUCAUGCCCACUACGUCGGUGCAGGAGCGACAGCAGUCAGUUACGGCAAGUUUUCAUUGGCCCUCCCGCUAAGCGUCGACAAAACUCCACUUCUCCUAGUCUCAGCGCUGCUAGGCCUCAUCUUGUAAGUGGCACCCAGGUGGAGGGCAGGGGCGCUGGUAUAAUUCUUGCCUGUGGUCCCACGCUUGUCUUUGACUAA